AUGCCAGUGCGGAGGCCUCGUCCGGGGCCGGGGGAGAAGCCGAGCGCCCUGAAAGACCCGUGCGACGACAGGCCUGUGAAGGAUGUCGUGCCUCCCCCGGCGCACCUGCUCACCGCCGACGUCUUGAUGGACGCCAAUGGCGUCCCCGACGUGGACGUGCUGAGGCGCCACCUGGACCACGAGGGCGUCCUCGCGCAGGAGCUGCUGCUGGACCUCAUCAAGAAGGCCUCCGACCUGCUCGAGCAGGAGCCCAAUGUUCUCAAGCUCCAGGACCCCAUCACCGUCGUGGGCGACAUUCACGGUCAGUACUUUGACCUGGUGAAGCUCCUCGAGGUCGGUGGCGACCCAGGGGAAGUCCAGUACCUCUUCCUGGGAGACUACGUGGACCGUGGUUCCUUCUCUGUGGAGGUGAUGGCGCUGCUGUAUGCCAUCAAGAUAAAGAACCCGAAGCGCAUCCGCAUGUUGCGCGGCAACCAUGAGUGCCGCCAGAUGACUAGCUUCUUCAACUUCCGCGAGGAGUGCGAGUACAAGUACGACCUGACUGUGUACCACGCCUUCAUGGACUCCUUUGACAUGCUGCCCCUCUCGGCGACCAUCAACGGGAAGUUCCUCGCGCUGCACGGCGGCCUGUCGCCGGAGCUCACCUCGCUGAAGGCGAUCAACAGCGUCAACCGCUUCUGCGAGCCGCCCCGGGAGGGUCUGCUCUGCGACCUGCUCUGGAGCGACCCGCUGGAGCCCAAGGAGGACGAGGCGCCUGCCACGAAGCCGGCGAAGAAGGCCGCUUCGGUGCCCUCGUUCAUCCCGAACGACGUCAGGGGGUGUUCCUACUUCUUCAGCUUCGAGGGUGCCGCCAAGUUCCUGCAGAAGAACUCGCUCCUCUCCGUCAUCCGCGCGCACGAGGCGCAGCUCGAGGGCUACAAGAUGCACAAGACCAACCCCGCCACCGGGAAUGCCGGAACGGUCGGUCCCUGCUCAACCCGUUGCUAUCCCCCCCGUUCGUCCGACCCGAUCAUCACCGUGUUCUCGGCCCCGAACUACUGCGACGUCUACAACAAUAAGGGCGCCGUCUUGAAGUUCGACAACAGUUCGCUGAACAUCCUGCAGUUCAACUGCUCCCCGCACCCGUACCACCUGCCGAAUUUCAUGGACGUCUUCACGUGGAGCAUGCCCUUCGUCAUCGAGAAGGUGACGGAGAUGCUGUACUACGUGCUGCAGACGCCUGCCGGCGAGGAGGCGAGAGACCAGGAGGGCCUGGAAGCAAUGGACCUGCCGCCCCUGCCCACCAAGGUGAGGGCCCAGUUCAGCAACGCGUCUCUCACCGCGGAGGAGAAGUCGGUGGUCGAGUUCGCCUCCCAGCUGGCGGGCAAGACGCGGAGUGCCGCCGCCUCCAGCGGCAGCAGGGGCGCGGGCUCCGCCGAGGCGGAGGAGGCGCAGACGCCGGAGAAGCAAGCGGAGCAGGCGGACAGAAUACGAAAGAAGGUGCGGACCAUCGCCAGGAUGGCACGCAUGAUGAAGACGCUGCGGCAGGAGAACGAGACCAUCGUGCAGCUGAAGGGCAUCUGCCCGGGCCACAAGCUCAAGCCCGGCAUGAUCCUCGCGGGCAAAGACCACCUCGCGAGCGAGCUCCAGCGCUUCAACCACGCGAUGGAGAUCGACGCCGAGAACGAGCUGCGGCCAGAGGGCGGCCCUGUGUAG
Prorocentrum cordatum is the source of this 1695-nucleotide messenger RNA. Lineage: Eukaryota; Dinophyceae; Prorocentrales; Prorocentraceae. The record is from the annotation of a GenBank genome assembly.